AUGAAGACUUCCGCUCUCUACCUGUCCACGAUCCUUGCAACGCUGGACGCGACGCUUGUCCGCGCUGCCGAGUGCACGACGGACGAACUGACCACCAUCUCGAGCAUCUACAGCUCGGCGAUGACGGAGGAUCCGGCUUCCUGCCCCGACCUCACGACGACCACGGACAUCACGGCCUCCGACUACUGCACCAACUCGGACUGUCUGCAGUUCAUGACCGACAUGCUCGACGGGUUCCCGGACUGCUCGAGCGGCGGCAUCAACCUGAAGCAAGGCCUUCAAUCGGCUGUCGACUACUGCACGAGCGGGACGACCGACACGUCCGGGAUCUUCACGGACACGUCAGGCAGCUCGGCCUUUGCUACGGACUCGUCGGCAGCGCUCGCGACGGAUUCGACGUCGAGUUCGGCGCUUCCGACUGAAUCGUCGUCUUCCUCCUCCUCUUCGUUGAGAACGGCUGCUCCCUCGACAAGCACGACGACGGGCUCGACCACGAGCGACAAGCUCACUGGGAACACGGUUCCUCCUGCUACGGGGUCGUCGGCAGCAUCGACGAUUGGAGUGGCGAUCCCCGCUGCUGUGGUGGCGUUUGUCCUUGCUGCUGCUCUUUAA
Molecule: messenger RNA, 612 nt
Organism: Phytophthora sojae
Lineage: Eukaryota; Oomycota; Peronosporomycetes; Peronosporales; Peronosporaceae
Gene: SOL13F
Product: elicitin
Exons: 1
Coding region: 1-612 (203 amino acids)
Cellular component (GO): extracellular region
Source: RefSeq, a predicted model, not a curated record